GAAGGAGGAGGGCGCCGCGAAAAGAGAAAGCACUUCCGGCGGUGCCCCAGCCUUCGUGUGAGGAGCCGGGGCUCCAGAGUCGCGGCUGUGCGGACGUCAUGUUCCUGACCGCGCUGUUGCGCCGCAACCGCAUUCCCGGCCGGCAGUGGAUCGGGAAGCACCGGCGCCCGCGUUCCGUGUCCUUCAACGGGAAGCAGAACACAAUCCGCCGCCUGGAGAUGGAGGCAGAGAACCACUAUUGGCUGAGCACACCCUUCCUUACUGCGGCACAGGAGUUCGGGCACGCUGCGGCCCGUAGAGCAGCUGCCUUCCAGGCCUUAAAGGCGGCUGGCGAGGCCAAGUUCCCGCAGCACAGGCUGCUGGUCGACCAGCUCAGCCACCUCAGUGUUACCAAGAAGUGGCCCUAACACGGAGUUGCUGCCCCUCAUCGCGGGAACCGGAACAGCUAGAAAGAUAGGACCUUUGGACUAGAUCUAUGAGCAGAAAACCGCGAGCAGAACACCUGGGCUUCAGGCUCCAGCUUCCUGUCUGUUGUGUACGUGUUUCUGUUUCUAAAAGUGCGUGUGACUCUUUCCCAGGGGUCAUGGUGUUGUAAGAUGUAUUCUGGGUGACUGCUGUGAUAAAUAUACAAAGUGUGGUUUGAGGCCUGUGUAUGACACCGAAUACUUGCAUUUCAUGCAAAUGAAAACAAGCUUUGUCAGUCAAACAUA
Messenger RNA from Phyllostomus hastatus (greater spear-nosed bat), 710 nucleotides. RefSeq names its product mitochondrial ribosomal protein L57 (gene MRPL57). The coding region runs from base 99 to 407 and encodes 102 amino acids. The transcript has 2 exons. Gene Ontology annotation, biological process: mitochondrial translation. Gene Ontology annotation, molecular function: structural constituent of ribosome. The record is from RefSeq and is a predicted model, not a curated record. Lineage: Eukaryota; Metazoa; Chordata; Mammalia; Chiroptera; Phyllostomidae. Gene Ontology annotation, cellular component: mitochondrial ribosome.